AUGGAGAACCAGAGACCUCCAAAAGACCCUCGGGCCUUUCCCUGUCCGUAUGAGGGCUGUCUGCAGGCGUUUCCAUCUGAAGGACAACUGAUCAAGCACAAGAAAUUCACGGCGGACCAUGAGUACUGUGAACGAUGCAACGAGGACUUCCAGGACGAGGACGAGCUGCUCCUCCAUAAGAUGAAGAGCUCCAGGCACAUCAUCUGCCCUAUCUGUUUCGAUGACUUUAAGAGUGAAGGCGGUCGAGAUAUUCACAUUACCCAGUUCCAUCGUGAAGCGCAAAACAUCGAGUGUUUUGGAUGCAAGGCCAAAUUCCUUCGUGCUGCUCCCCUAAUGGCACACGUUGAACGGGGCCGCUGCGAGAGAAUCAGUCUUGACAAAUAUCGAAUGCGUCGAGUCGAAAAGAAGGCCGUCAAGGAGGCCAUGGAUGAUCAACUAUUCUCCCACCAUCCUUUCCUGGUCAAAUCUUCCGCUGCAUCCAGUGUCGACGGGGGAGUUGGCGUCGACGAUCUCCUGGAUAACUAUGACGACCAGACAGCCGCGAUUGAAGAAAAGAAAGCAUCUGUCAUCGAGAAGAUGAACGCACUCGGGCUUGGACCAGGCCGCUCCGGAAACAUUACUGCCUUGGAGGCGCCUAGGGAGACUGCAUCCGCCUUCGACAUCAAACAAUGGCCUACAUUGGGCGGUGAUAGUGAUGAUGAUGAAGACGAAGUUGAAGAGUAUCCCCCCACGACCAACUUUGUACAGCAGUUGGAGGACCUGAUGGCGUUCUCAGAUGCACCCGACGUUAGAAGAAGUCAAGAUAGGCCUGCUAUAAAUGCAUUCCUACCUGGUCCCGAUGUUCCAAGCGCAUCAGACUCCGGGUCUGGUUGGGAUACUUCACGCGUUAUACCAGCUGGACCAACGGACUUGGAAAUAGCCAGAAAAAUCAGACUCUCCGACGCUGAAUUGACCAAAUUCUUCAGCGAAGUGCAUGGAACAUACAUUUGCCCCUGCGACACCUCAUUCAAAACACAAGAAGCACUCGAGCAGCACAUCGCCUCUGGAGUUCACGCAGCCGGCGUCACUCGCCAGACGAAGAACUUCGGCCAGGUGAUCGACGAAAUAUCCGGAGGAGUUAUUGGGGCAGCUGGGCUCAAUAAUGAUGGGACGAUCCGUUUUGAGGCUUCGCCCGGAGUCAAGGAGAUUCAGUGGUAA
Molecule: messenger RNA, 1197 nt
Organism: Arthroderma uncinatum
Lineage: Eukaryota; Fungi; Ascomycota; Eurotiomycetes; Onygenales; Arthrodermataceae
Exons: 3
Coding region: 1-1197 (398 amino acids)
Biological process (GO): regulation of transcription by RNA polymerase II
Cellular component (GO): chromosome
Molecular function (GO): chromatin insulator sequence binding
Source: RefSeq, a predicted model, not a curated record